UCGUUUUUUCUCUAGUGUAAACUUAAAGCGUACAAAUAUGUCUUGUUUACUGGUGUUGAUAUUUUUACCAUGAUUGAAAUACUUUUAUUUACCGGUUUGUGUUGCUGGAAAUCUGCGCAAAACGUAUAGGGUGUUGAUAGUAGCGAAAACUGUUAAUUUUUUUUUGCAGUGAAGCUGUAAGCUCUGUGUACUCCGGCGAAAAAUUUAAUAUAAAUGCAUUGACAAAAGAUGUUGGAAAUGGAUACCGUAAUUAGAGAUGAGGAUUCGAAUUACAAUAUGGCAACAUCAGCAUCCAAUAACAGUUCAGCGGUGUCCACAAUUUUACAGAUGUGUCAAUCAACCUGCACUGAUUACGUAGGGGUUCUGCCCCCACCUCACAUCGACAUGGUAAGCGUGAAUAGUGUUGAACUAAAUGCUCAAACAUCGUUAAGUGAUGACUCUGGCGUUCCACUUACGACCAACAGUUCAAUAUCAAGUGGAGAUUCAUAUCGAAUGGGAUUAUGUAAACAUGAAAUUGAUAUUGUGGAAAGUGAUGGCGAAGUCUCACAGUUUGAUUCUCUAGAUAAUUGUUCAGAGGCGGGCAUGAGCGCGGAAAAUUUUAAUACAUUAAAAAAAGGACCUUUAGCACCAAUAGAUCCUCCACUAGAGUUUCAGGACUCACCAAAUAUAACGAUUGGCCGAUGUAUUAUGCAAAAACUACGACGUUUAUCUUCUUCACACUCUUCUUUGGAACAUUCAAAAGACUCUGAACAUAAUGAAAAUAGUAUUAAUGGGGACAGAAUUUUUUGUAAGGACUCGGAUGAAGAUGUCUCGUCCCAAUAUUUAGCUAAAUCACAUAAAGAAGUUUACCUCAUAAAGAAACCCAUAUACUCAAGUGAUUCCAUUCUAAGUAAUAAAGCAGAAAAUGUGUACGACGAGCCUAGUAACCUGAUAUGUAAUUACGCUUUUAAUAAUGCUGAAACAUUUGAGUCAAAUACGUCUUCAAAUGUUCUAUUAUUACCACAAGCUUCACAUCCCCCAGAUAAAGUAAAGAGAGAUAUGUGUCCAUAUUAUCAAGAGCACUCUAUGUAUUUCAAGGCAAUACCGUCAGAUCAAGACAGUGUCAUAAGUGCUGUAAAGAAGUUCAAUACAUUUGGACUUUCUGAAAUUCAUGAUUAUGAUCUCUAUUAUGGAAUAAAGCGAAACACUUUUCAAGGUGAAAACAGUUUACAAAAAAAGGUCCUAUACAGUCCUCGUAAAGUAACAAAUUAUUGCCAUAGUCAUCAUAUAUAUACAGGUCCAAAUGGAUGUACCAAUCGACCGAAUUCUCGUAAUUCUUUGAACAGUCGUCUUUCUAGUUCACAUAAUUCAUUAAGCACUUCAUCUGCAAAUAAACCGGACGAUUCGAUAUUCAUUACUCAAGCAAUGUCCCACGAUGCAUUACUUACUCGUGAAAUAUCUGAUUUUUAUAACGUGCCUAUAGAUUCAGAUAUAUACGCUCUACCAAUAGAUAUGAUAAAAACAGAUAAAAGUAGCUUAGUUGAGUACAAAGACGAUAAGCUUACGGAUUAUAGGAAAAUAAAUCAUUUAAUUUUAACCGAGGAAAACUAUUGUAAACAUUCUAAAUUAAGUCGUAAAAAUAAUAGAAAUAAACGAAAAAAACGCAACAGUGACACUUACGAAAAUGAUAUAAAAUAUGAUAAUUACAAGUUCACUUCAAAUGCAUUCAAAUUGAAAAAUAAGAAGACAACUAUUUUGAACGAAACCGAGGAUUAUGGCUCUCACAUAACUUCUAAUACUCAAUUAGAUUUGAAUGAACCUCAAGAACGACUCCACAUGACUUUGAGUGAAGUAAAAAAAUAUUAUCAAACAAUUUAUACUAAAACAAAAAACCGAACGAAUAUAAAUAAUGAAUCUGAUAAAACGGCUUUCAAAAAACAAUCUGAAUACACGAAAGGUAAUGAUUCAUCACCACGUUCCCGAACUAAUCUUUGCUCUAUCGGAGAAAACGUUUCUACAGAAUGUAAAGUAACCACCAGAACUUUCAAAAGCUAUAACGAAAAUAAUGACAAAAUAAACAACAAUAACAUAAAUAACAUCGUGCUAGCCAAUAAUUAUAGUAUUACCGAAAACCAAAUGAUAAAAGUUGAUGAUGCGGAUUUAUCUCCUCAAGUCAUAAGAAGCGAGAAGAAAACACAAUUUUCACUAAAUUUGAAACAAAAGUUUUGUAAUAUAUUUCGUAUUCGACGGACACAACCACAAUGUCAAACAAACCUGCCCGGCACAGAACAAAAUAACAGUAAUCGGGAACGUAAGAGCACUGUAGAGAAGCACAAAAAAGUUCAAUCAAGAGCAUUGCCUCCAUUACCCAAGAAGACUGAGUCUUAUAUAGAGCAAUGCAAAGGAAAUUCUACAAAGAAGGAGGAAGCAAGGUCUCUUCAAUUUACUUCUAGCAUUGAAAAAGUUAAGGAUUAUGGAUGGUAUUGGGGUCCAUUGUCAAGUGAGGCAGCUGAGAAAGUCCUCUCAACUGAAUCAGAUGGAAGUUUCAUUGUACGCGACAGUUCUGACGAUCACUACAUCUUUUCUCUUAGUUUUAAACUAAAUAAUAGUGUUCGUCAUGUUCGAAUAGAACAGGAUCAAGGGACGUUUUCAUUUGGUUCAUAUGCAAAAUUCAAAUCGCAGACGAUCACAGAAUUCAUCGAAAAAGCAGUUGAUCAUUCAAGAAGUGGAAGGUAUCUAUUUUUCCUUCAUAGACGACCAGAGCAUGGCCCAAUGAGAGUGCAGCUAACAAACCCAGUUUCAAGAUUUAAGCACGUCCAAAGUUUACAGCAUAUGUGCAGAUUUGUGAUCUUAAAAACAGUUAUACGUAAAGACUUGAUACAAACGCUGCCGUUACCGCGAAGGCUUUUAGACUAUCUUAAUUAUAGGCAUUGCUUCUCUGAACAAAUUGAACUGGAUAGUUCACACGCUCAGAUACAUGGAUGAUCGAAAAUGGAAUAGACCUAUCACAAAUACAAAAAUAAAAAGCAUUAACAAUUUUAUGCACCAGAAAAAGAGUAAAACGUUAAAAGAAGUUCGUCGUUAUAUAUAUUUUAUUUAUUGUUUGUUGUUGUGUAAGGGUAUAUUUUAUAUUAAAUUUGCUAAUAUGGGUUAGUUCACACGCUCAGGUAAAUAUUUAGUCGCAGGCACUGAAGAUCCAAAUGGCUCAAACCCUAGCAGGAAUAUUAGGAAGACCGCGAAACAAGUAAUGAAAACUCUUCAAACAAACUUCGACAGAGUUUAUUGAUAUUUUUGAAAAGAAAAAAUAAGUAAAAUAAAAUAAAAAAAAAUAAUAAUAUUUUAAACAUCAGCUACAUUUUGUUAAAUUGCUUUGGUCAAGUAUAGGCUCAACAAAUUAAAAUAAGAUAGUUAUACAAAGGCAUAAACGUAAAUAUUUUGUUAUUUUUAAUAAAAUAUUAUUUAAAUUUUUAACAGAUACAUGGAUGAUCGAAAAUGGAAUAGACCUAUCACAAAUACAAAAAUAAAAAGCAUUAACAAUUUUAUGCACCAGAAAAAGAGUAAAAAGUUAAAAGAAGUUCGUCGUUAUAUAUAUUUUAUUUAUUGUUUGUUGUUGUGUAAGGGUAUAUUUUAUAUUAAAUUUGUUAAUAUGGGUUAACGAAUCUUAGUCUGUAUCUGAAGUAAUUUGUUUCUCUUGAAUUUCGAUAUGUAUCUGUAUACACUUAUUUAUUGCAGAAGACUUGAAAUACAAUAUAAAAACAAUUUUUGUUAAUUAUUUUUAAUAAGGUGUUAUACAAUAAUUGGUUAAUUACUGUCCAUUAUUCACCCUUGUAAAAUAAUAUUUUUGGAGUCCGACCGAUUAAUCGCACUUGGCAUCGGCAUCGGUCAUAUCUGGUCGAUUCUUUCUACUUCUUUUGAAUUACAAUUACAUGAUUUUUUUUUCUUAAAAGCCUAAAAUAUUAUAUCUUCUGUUCACCUUAUAAAACACAGUUUGAUUCAUAUUUGCCUAAAUGAGGAUGAUUAUAUUAAGUCUAGUAUAAAGAACUUCAUUAUUUUUGUUUUAAAUUUAUUAUUACAUUGUUGAGAUUUUGAAGAUAAUUGCAUAAUGUCACUCGCUAUAGACAGGUAAUAAUCAUUUGGUGCUGGUCUGGACUAUGAGGUGAUGUAUAAGAUCCUCCAAAAAAAUUUGUUUCUGUCCUUAAAGGAAAUAAAUAUUGUCUAAAAACUAAAAAGCAUGAUUUUAAACCACAUUUGAUCACUAAAACGAAAAAUAAUUCUUAAUAUAUGCUGACAAAAUAAUUAUGGAAACAUAUUAGUAUUUUAUGUUAAAAAUCGUGAGUUGCUCAAUAUGAGAAAAAUAUAAUACAAAGCAUGGCUCUCAUACGAAUUUAUAUAAAACAUCAUCGACCGAAUUUCCAUCUGCGAAUCGCAACAAAACCAAUCAUACAGAGAAUAAUUAAUUUUGAGCUACCCCGGCCAACCUUAAAUCGAACCGAUAAUGUCAACAAUGGGACCGUCUGAAUGAAGAAAUUUCCCAGCAGCGGUCAGCCAAUAGGAUAAGAGUUGUUCCAUCAUGACAACGACAUGCCUGAGGACAUUAGGAAAUUCUUCAACUUUUGAUUUUUAACAUCAUCGUAAGAAAUAAUUGGUGAGCGGCUCAAAUAUGCGAGGAACGCAUGGAGAUAGGAUGGAUUUUCAAUGUAAAAUUGAAAUUUUGUCAUCCUCCCAAGAAAAUUCGCUAUAUCAUCAUACUGGCGCGCAGAAAAAAGAGUGCGACGCUGAAUUGCGAAUAUACGCAUUUGCCGUCAGUAGUCGGUUGUAUAGGAAAUAUUUGGAUUUCAAACCAGUAGAAACGUUCACGCGUAUAUUCAUAUACGUAAGGUAUACAUUUAAUUAUAUUAAAAAAGUGUUAGUUUACUCAUCCGCGAGAGUAAUGCUAUGAAUCACCGGCAAAGUCUGUCGGAAAUCACCAUGGAGUAACAAAACCGCACCACCGAAAAUUCAAAACUUACACAAUUCGAUAAAUUUCCUACACUAUAAUUAUUACACUUUUUUAUAUGAUAUGCAAAAUCUGAGUGUAGCUCUUUUAUGCCAUUUCAAAUUUAAUGUUUCUGAAGUAACCUUUGUAUGGGGGUGGAUGUUGUUAUAAUCCAAUCUCACCCAUUUUCAUGCUGCAUAAUGAAGAUGUCGCAAGUAUAUGAAAAUUGUGUCAUGACGACAAGUAACUCUCUGAAGAAGAACGAGAAAACGCGGAAGGAAUCUUUCUGAAUAUAAUUUGAUAGCUCCUUAUCGAAUGAUAAUCUGGGUCCGUUUGGAUUCCGCUUAUCAAAUACGUUACCCUUAAAGCAAUUUUAAUAUUCCUGAUGAAAUUCUCAUUCGAUUUUUUCCGAUAAUUUGUUUUAAAAAUGAGGAUUAACAAAACGUAAGACCAAUCCUUAUGUGAUUGUGAUUUUCAUUUACAAUAUAUUAAUCGGGCACCAAUAACCAAGAUAUUGUAAACAACUUUGUAGAAACAGUGUUGCAGGCGGUCCACCGCUCAUCUGAAAAUAUUGAAAUCGACUACAACAUUUCUAGGCCUCAGAUACAGAACAUAAGGACCUCAGACCACCUGCAUUACAUUAGCUUCAAUAAAGCUAACUGGGCCGGCUACACAGAAUUCACUCAAUGCCUUUACCGCACGCACCAUUCCUACGGACAUAAUCGUUGGCGAGUGUAAAUUUAGCAAGGUGAUCACCGCAGCUACCUCUUUGUGAAUAUUCCAAUUUCCAGGACGAAUUUGCAGUUUUUAUGUAUGCAAUAGCGAACUUUUUUCUUGGUAGAUGCAUGUCUCUUAGCAAACACUAGAACCCUAAAUUGUGAUCCGUAUUUUCUUCCAAAUAAUGGGACGAAGUUAACAAAAAAUGAAUUAAGAUUAAAUAUUUAAAUGUUUACUAUAUACAAUCGCUUUAUUCAGUUUAUACAUAGUGGAUUCAACAUAUUAUUGUUUAUUAUUAUUGCUGAUAUUCGCAAAGUAGAUAGAUAAAAAACUGGAUCAUCACGCUUACGUUGUUUAUGUAAAAGAAGUAUGUAGCAACGCCAACAAUGCAUCUUUUCAGUUCAUACUGCCAGGUAAACUUCCAAAACCACCACAGUAGCCGAAUUUGUUAACCCGAACACGACUGCAUUGAGAUUAUAUUCUUUCAUUAAGUGGACCAAGGUCCUCAAAUAGCAGAAUACAUCGUCUCGUAUUAUCUUUUUUUUUGUGGUUUCCGCAAUCUACUAAAGAAUCUUCUUCAUCGGAUCGGUUACAUAUGAUGUACAUUGACAAAAUUGUAUUUAUGUAUUCGAAUAGUUACACACAAUAUUUAUAUCCUUAAUUCCUUAAUAAAUUUCUCUGUAGAAUGUAACAUCAACUCUAUGAAUAAGUAGAAACCAUAUAUUUAAUAGAAAAAUUAAUAGCUUGUCGG
Molecule: messenger RNA, 6422 nt
Organism: Zeugodacus cucurbitae (melon fly)
Lineage: Eukaryota; Metazoa; Arthropoda; Insecta; Diptera; Tephritidae
Gene: Socs16D
Product: Suppressor of cytokine signaling 7
Exons: 10
Coding region: 229-2964 (911 amino acids)
Biological process (GO): intracellular signal transduction; phosphatidylinositol phosphate biosynthetic process
Cellular component (GO): phosphatidylinositol 3-kinase complex
Molecular function (GO): 1-phosphatidylinositol-3-kinase regulator activity
Source: RefSeq, a predicted model, not a curated record